CGUUGACUGUGUUACGAAAUAUGCAGAUGGCAUGUAUGUUUCUACUAUGCCGCCUGCAUGUAGGGUCGCUGGAAACUAAGAUCACUCCUAAAGAGGUCCGGAAUGCUCUUGAAAAUCUACCCGAAGAGGUGAACAGUGCCUACGACGAAACGAUGGACCGGAUCAACAAACUAGACGAGAAACUCCGGAAACUUGCUUUGACGGCUAUCAUGUGUGUCACCUAUGCUCUUGAUCCACUGGGAGGUAAGCAGCUUCAAGAGGCUGUCACACUUUCCUGUGGCGGUCAAGGAAUCAGUAGUGAUGACCUUGUGGACAUAACCACCAUAUUGGGGGUCUGUUCUGGUUUAGUUGUGGUCGAUGAAGAAUGUUCGGUGGCUCGCUUGAUUCAUUACACUGCGCAGGACUACUUCAGUGAAUAUAAGGAAUGGCUAUGCUCAGAUCCUCAAGCUGAACUGACCAACAUCUGCCUAAAAACUUUGUCAUUACCGCCACCUGUUCCCGAUUUCUGGGGGCAAUUCAGUGGGGAAUUGAGCCAUUAUGCUGUGAGAAACUGGGGAGAUCAUGCACGUGGUCUUGUUGAGGAGACAAAUGGGGCCGUCAUACGCGAUUUUCUUCAUUGCGAGCAGAACGUUAAAAGACUGAACUCCUAUGACUCCGUGAUGCAUAUAUGCGCCUUUUGGGGCUUCACUCAAACGAUUGAAUAUGAACUACAAAAUGGAGCUGUUGUAGACCAACGAGACGAUUUUGCGGGUUGUACACCAUCGCAUAUUGCAGCAAUCAGGGGACAUCUAAAGGUAGUGAGCCUGCUGCUCGAUCAAGGCCACGAUGUAAAUUUGCAAGAUAGAAGGGGCAUGACGUCACUCUCGUACGCAGCCGAUUGUGGAAAUGAGGAGAUUGUCAAGCUGUUGCUAGCAAGAGAUGAUGUGAAUGCCGACUCCAAGGACGAAGAGGGCCGGACACCACUCUCGUGCGC
Messenger RNA from Serpula lacrymans var. lacrymans S7.9, 973 nucleotides. RefSeq lists its product as uncharacterized. The transcript has 3 exons. The record is from RefSeq and is a predicted model, not a curated record. NCBI's taxonomy places the organism in Eukaryota, Fungi, Basidiomycota, Agaricomycetes, Boletales, Serpulaceae. The annotation marks the transcript as partial. Gene Ontology annotation, molecular function: protein binding.